Quercus robur (English oak) is the source of this 855-nucleotide messenger RNA. RefSeq names its product pentatricopeptide repeat-containing protein At5g03800-like. NCBI's taxonomy places the organism in Eukaryota, Viridiplantae, Streptophyta, Magnoliopsida, Fagales, Fagaceae. Gene Ontology annotation, molecular function: protein binding; RNA binding. Bases 1 to 855 code for a protein of 284 amino acids. Gene Ontology annotation, biological process: RNA modification. The transcript has a single exon. Gene Ontology annotation, cellular component: intracellular membrane-bounded organelle. The record is from RefSeq and is a predicted model, not a curated record.
AUGGCCACCAUUAUUCAAUUUCAAUCCACUCCCUCUCUCACUGUCACAACCACUACCACUACCACCACCGGAACCAGAACCGGAACCGCCACAGCCGCCACUUCUUAUUACUCUUUCCCACACUCUCUUCUCUCUUCCUCUCCGCCCCAUAGCCCAACCUUCCUCUUUCCCAAAACUCCACCACCACCACCACCACCACCACCAUUCUCUUCACUCAAGCUUCGCAAAACUCACCGCCACCAACCCCACUUCUCCACUUCCCCAACCCAAUGUCUUUCUUCAACACCAACCUUUUUGCCCUCCGUGUCUUCCCAUGGCUCUUUUUCUUCACCACAAAACUCUCUCAUUGAUACCUUAUUUGAUUUGCUUCACCUCUCAGCUCGCUACAGCGAUGCCCAGCUCGUGAACGCUGUCCACGCAUGCAUUCUCAAGCUCCAAGAGCACACCCAUCUCAGCAAUGCUCUCAUUUCGGCAUAUCUCAAGCUGGGUCUUCUCUCUCAAGCUUACAAUGUUUUCCUUGGCCUUUCGUGCCCCAAUAUCGUGUCUUAUACGGAGUUGAUAUCUGGGUUUUCGAAGUCGAAUCGAGAACACGAGGCGGUGGAGCUUUUCUUUCGAAUGAGGGAUUCAGGUAUCGAGCCUAAUGAGUAUACUUUUGUUGCAAUUUUGACUGCCUGCAUUCGGGUUCUGGAUUUACAACUGGGUUUACAAGUUCAUGCUAUGAUAAUUAAACUUGGGGUUUUGGAAGGUUCUGUUUUUGUUUCGAAUGCGCUUAUGGGGUUGUAUAGUAAAUGUGGGUGUUUCUUAUUUGUGCUCAAAUUGUUCGAUGAAAUGCUGCACAGAGACAUUGCGUCGUGA